This is a messenger RNA of Meloidogyne enterolobii, 429 nucleotides long. NCBI's taxonomy places the organism in Eukaryota, Metazoa, Nematoda, Chromadorea, Rhabditida, Meloidogynidae. The record is from the annotation of a GenBank genome assembly.
AUGAUAGGUUUGGCUUCUGGAACAAAUGCAGCAACAUGUCAAGAUUAUACAGUCUAUAGUUUAACAACAGUUGGACAUGCAGGAUUUCUGAAAACCCUGCCUAUUUUCAUUGAUCAUUUGCUCUCUCCUUUGUUAACGGACGCUCAAUACCUUACGGAGGUUCACCAUAUUGACGGGAAUGGUGCAGACUCUGGCGUCGUCUACAGUGAGAUGCAGGAUUUAGAAAACGACAUGGAGAUUAUAGUCGACAGAAAAAGAAAGCAACUGUUUUACCCACCUAAUUCUAGUUAUGCUGUAUCGGCAGGUGGCCGAUUGGAGGAACUCCGGACACAGUGCUCAGCUGAGCGUGUUAGGGAAUAUCACAGGCCCCACUGGGUCUGGGACCGUUCCUUACCCUAUUUUUAUAGCCAACUGUUUAAAAUUUCAUAA